Messenger RNA from Schistocerca nitens (vagrant locust), 1090 nucleotides. RefSeq lists its product as uncharacterized. The transcript has 3 exons. The record is from RefSeq and is a predicted model, not a curated record. Bases 223 to 891 code for a protein of 222 amino acids. NCBI's taxonomy places the organism in Eukaryota, Metazoa, Arthropoda, Insecta, Orthoptera, Acrididae.
CCACCACCUACUUCUCCUCCUCCUCCUCCACCAUCGCCACCACCACCACCCCCACCACCACCACCACCCCCAGCAUCACCACCACCCCCAGCAUCUGCACCACCACCAUUGCCACCGACACCUCCCCCUCCUUCUAUUUCAUCGCCUCCACCACCACCACCUCCUCCUCCUCCACCACCAUGUAUAUCUGUUUCUACUUCUUAUGUACAGUCUGCCCAUAUCAUGCCAGGUUAUGAUCCCACAACUGAAGAUUAUACAGACAUUGAUGGUGAAGAGAUGAUAGAAGAUGAUGAAUCACGCAGUAGCUCAACUGUACUAUCACAUGCUGAACUGUAUGCAGAUGAUAGUGCCUAUAUGCAUGGUUGUGGUCUUUCUCUCAUAUGCCCUUUAAAUGCUGUUGUUGAAUAUGGACCAAUGCCAUAUGUAGCAGAUCCUGUGGUUCCAGCAGCACAUGUCAUUGAGAAACCACCAGAAAAGACUUCUCUACAUGCAGAAAUUGAUUCAUUCUAUUCAGACCUAGCAUCUCUUGAACAAACAGCAGUUACAACAUCGUCUGAAAAACACCAAAUGGGUGAGCAUACAGGUGCAGCCAGUGAGACUGAAAAGGAAUCAAUGAUAGCCCCUGCCACAAUAGAACCAAGUUCUAGUGCUAAUAGCAAUGUUGGUGGUCUUACUGGUAGCACAGCAUAUCAAAAAGUAUCUGCCCACAUUGAAGGAAAAACGUCAGAGGCGCCUAUAGGAGAAGUACGAAAGAAGAAAAAGCCAAAAUUAGCACCAGGAUUGUCACUAAAGAAGAAAGAUGUGUCGUCACUAGUGGCUAAAUGGCAGAAACUUCAGGAGGAAGUUAGAAGAGACUAUAAAAAGCUCGGUGAUGAACUCAAAGAUAAAUAGCAGAUGUUCUGUGCCUAAUUUUGUCAUGGACUAUUAAAAUGUUAAGCAGGGAGCAUUUAUAACAAAAUUGGCAAAUAACUGAAUUGUUAUAUAUUGUUACAAACUGUGCCAAUUUGCUUAAAUAUCAAACUGUUUUCAUUUGAUGUGAAAAUUUUCUGAGACAAAUUGAUACCCAAGUAAAUUUAUUUUUAAAAAAUAA